GGAACUGAAUGAUUAUCACGAAUUAGUGCAAGAUAACGUCCGUUACGAAUAUGACGUCCUGAAGACACCUGUCGCUGCUCCUCUUCCACAUGCACGCGAUUUGCACGGUGUCUCCGUUUUGUGCAGUUCACCUAAGGAGAGACACGAGGGAGCGAGAAAGACAGUUACAGAGACAGAGGGUGAAUGACAGGAGAUCUUGCUACUAUAAUACAGUGCCUGACGUCGCUUUUACAGUCCUUUCAGUGAUUAGAGAAACAUUAAUAAAUAGGGAAUCUAGACUCAAUUAAUUAUUAUUAAAGUAGACUCCAUCUUUAUGACAGGCAGUUUUAGCAACAAAAUUAUGAGCUUGGAGCGGAAAAACUGCGGUUUGUUGUCAAUUACCCCAUAUUAGUUACAGGAGGGUACACUGGGCUUCUAAUUCUGAUUGUGCAAGAACUCGCUUGAUAGAGGGACGGAAGGACAAAGGGAAAACGAACUACGAGUGAACAGGGUAUGGAGAUACCUGGGAACUCAGGUUAAUUAAGUAACUUACGUCAAUAUUUCCGUUAUAGGCUACAUCAUACAAAUGAAAAGGGAAUAGUCGUUAAACAUCGGGAAAGAGAAGCUGCUUUCAGAGCAUAACCUGGCAUUGGAGCAGCAUUUCUACUGGGAGCAGCUCCCUAGGGAGAGCAAGAGAACGAGUUGGGAAAUUUGGAAAACACUCGUCGGGAUGUACUUGUGGUAGAUCCCCGAUCUACACAGCCCUGAUUCGGUCUGGAGCGGGAUACGUUCAUGGAUUUUUCGAAGGAGACUCGCUAGGAUGGACGUGGUUGAUGAAACAGAAGCCUUGCAGAGAUUUUUUGAAGGUCAUGAUAUUAACAGCUCCUUAGAGCCAGCCAACAUUGACACCAGUAUCCUGGAGGAGUACAUCCAGAAGGAAGACGACAGCGCUGACAUCUGUUUCUCGGAGGUACACAGUGCCCCCGGCCCCAGCUACUCCUCUCCUCAGGUGGGGGUGUCCUCCGGGGGGGUGGUGUGUGGUGUGAGCCCCCCCAUCCCCCUCCGUCAGGGGGCCCAGCCAUCGCUCCCACCUCCCUGCCAGGGGCCCUACCCACCUCCACCCCCCCUGGGGCUCCUGAGGCACAGCUACACCUGCCUGGGACCACAGCAGCAGAACCCCCACGUCAAGACCGAGCACUCCUCCCACUACGCCCCCGGGACGCUACCUGAGUCCCCCCCAGACUCCAGCUCGGAACCCUACUCCCCCCAGCAAGUGAAUGACUCUCACCUUCUCAGGACAAUGACGCCUGAGAACAUGUGUCACAUGACCCCUCCGCCGCCCCCUCCCCCGCACGCCCAUUACCCCGCCAUGCAGCGGGACAUGUACCUGAAGCCGGAGCCCAUGAUAUCGCAGUACCCCAUUGGCCCGGCCAUGGGCGGGGGCGGGGCCGGGGACAUGCAGCAGACCCAGAUGCUUCACCAGCUGCUACAACAUCCCCAAGGGCAAGAUGGUAUUCCAGUCCACCAGGCGAAAAAGAGGAAGCAUUCAGACUCUCCGCCCACCACUCUGAAUGCACAGAUCCUUUCUGGUAUCAUCAAACAAGAGCCAGGUUUGAUGCAGGAUGCAGAGAACUCUUAUCUGGACCCCAAUUACCAGUGCAUAAAAUGGCAGCCCCACCAGCAGAACAAGUGGACUCCAUUGUAUGAUGUCAACUGUAAAGAGCUCCCGAUGCCCACCUACCGAGUGGAUGCUGACAAGGGCUUUAACUUCUCAGUGCCGGACGACGCCUUCGUGUGCCAGAAGAAGAACCACUUCCAGGUGACGGUGUACAUCGGCAUGCUGGGAGACCCAAAGUAUGUCAAGACCAGUGAGGGGCUGCAGCCCAUUGACUGCUUCUACCUCAAACUUAAUGGAGUCAAGCUUGAAGCCAUGAACCAGUCCAUAAACGUGGAGCAGUCCCAGUCUGACCGCAGCAAGAGGCCCUUCAAACCGGUGCUGGUGACUGUGCCCCCGGACCAGGUGACCAAGGUGACAGUGGGGCGGCUGCACUUCAGUGAGACUACAGCCAACAACAUGAGGAAGAAGGGCAAGCCCAACCCAGACCAGAGGUACUUCAUGUUGGUGGUGGCUCUGCAGGCACAGUCCCACAGUCAGAGCUUCACUGUGGCCGCUCAGGUGUCCGAGAGGAUCAUCGUCAGGGUAACCUCUGCAUCAAACCCGGGUCAAUUUGAGAGUGACAGCGACGUGCUGUGGCAACGGGGUCAGCUGCCGGACUCUGUGUAUCAUCACGGCCGGGUGGGCAUCAACACUGACCGUCCCGACGAAGCGAUGGUCAUCCACGGCAACCUCAAGGUCAUGGGUUCCCUAGUGCACCCCUCCGACAUUCGCACCAAGGAGAAUGUCCAGGAGGUUGACACCACAGACAAUUUGAAGCGGAUCUCUCAGAUGCGACUGGUGCAUUACCAGUACAAGCCUGAGUUUGCAGCCACUGUGGGCAUUGAGACCACAGCUGAGACAGGAGUGAUCGCCCAGGAGGUUCAGCAGAUUCUCCCAGAAGCAGUGAAGGAAGGAGGCGAUGUGGUGUGUGCCAAUGGAGAGACCAUCCCCAACCUGCUGGUGGUCAACAAGGACCGCAUCUUCAUGGAGAACGUGGGCGCGGUGAAGGAGCUGUGCAAGCUAACCGACAACCUGGAGACGCGCAUCGACGAGCUGGAGCGCUGGAGCCGCAAGCUGGCCAAACUGCGCCGGCUGGACAGCAUGAAGAGCACAGUGAGCGGGGGCACCGUCAGCCAAUCAGGAAGUCAGUUCAGCCGUACAGGAAGUGGUCCACACAAAAAAAGGCCAGUCAAAUCUGGGAGCAAGAGCCCCUCGCCAGAGCACGGCUGCAUCAGCCGCAGGUUCCUACAGGGCACCAUCCUCGCCCUCGUCAUCAUCAUGGCCUUCAGCGUUAUCUCGAUGUCUGUACUCUAUGUGUUGACUCUGCAUCACCGUGGUGAUGUCACGGAGACAAACGGCCCUGCGUCUCACUGCGCUCUUUUAGUGUCCUGGACUCCCAUCCUCACUGCCACUGUCAUCUUCUGUCCGUCUGUCUGUCCGUGGUCCAUUUCAGGAUUGGGUUCAUCUCGAAAGGCCACUUACAACCCCAGGCACACCACCCCACCACCACAAGCUGCAGAUUCGACUUCUCCCUCCCUGCCGAAUCAUGUGGCUUGCUGCGGGUCCACAACUGCCACAAGUAACCAAUCAGACGAUGGUCAGUUGCAAACCAUCAACCAGCCCACAUCAGGUGUCAGCAGUCCUGUCCCCACGCCGGGCAGCUCCAAUAAGAAAGCAAAGUCCCGCCUGUUCGAAAAGGAAGGUCGCUAUAGGAACCGGCUCAGCCACACCUCCUCUCCCACGUACCUGACCAAGGACAAGAGGUUCCCGCCCGUGGAAAUGGAGGACAUGGGCGUCAGCAACUUUUUGCCGGGCGCGCAACAGCACCUUCCCCGCCGACAGCGCAGCGCCACUGCUGAGGGCCAGAGCCCCACCCCCUCGCUGAUAGGGCUGCGAAUCCUGGAGACCGACCAACCAAUCAUAACACAGUAUUGUCCAUCUCCUGACAGCUGCAGAGCGGGGGUCUACAGCUACGCUGCAGCUCUCCAUGGAAACACCAGUGUUCCUUCACACAUCACCCUGCAGAUGAGUUCCAACAUCAGUGUGCUGGUGUUGCGGUGUAGUGUCACCAGGGGGCGGCCAUGUCACAACCACGUCGAGACCGAGCAGAACAGCGAGAAGACCGCCUUCACAAAGGGGACAGAGCAUUUGUGGACUGUGCCGGUGCAGUCGUUCCAGGAAAUCGCCUAUCACUUCCGCGUGGCUCUGUCUAGGGAAAUAAGCUGUGCUGGUGAGGAAGGUGAGAAAAGGACUGGCCCAUACUCCGAUUACCACUUCCUGUUCCAGAGCAGCUGUGAAUGAGACCAGCAUUUGUGUACAUAGAGGGUUGGUGUUUGCCAGUGCAUUGUGGGAGUGAAACAGUGCACAUUGUAUCUCCUGUCUUCAUGCACUUAAGAGCACUUCCUGUAUUUCUUGUCUCUCUGACUCCUCCCCAUCCCAGUUUGAACAGGGGAUCGAAUGACCUACAGUAUGUUAAAUGUUUUAACUCUUCUAUUUUUGGUUUGUUUUUAAAAAAUAUAUUUUAUAAGAAAAAAACUAAAGAAAAAAACAGCACAUUACACAUUUGCCCCCUCAGAUUCAGCCUUUAUUUUGAUGUCUCAUUAUAUAGUUCACCACAAGGAGGCAAAGUUUGUAUGCACUCUGUUGUUGUUUCUGAGAAUAUUCUUGCAUUGUAAUUGACGUAUGAAGCAGAUAAUCGGCCAGAGUCUCCCUGCAACGCUUAUGGCGGGGAGUACUACUCCUACUCUAGCCUGUUCAUCACUUCCUUGGUAAUGAGUUACAUAAAUGUCAAAUGUCUUACAAUGUAAUGCCAGUUUCUCAGAACUUGGACCGUGUAUUUUACCGUAGCAUUCUAUCCCAGCCUUGAUUUGAAAUAUUGUUUAUUUUGUGUGUAUACUGUAACCGUGACAUUCCCAAGGACUGUCUGUUGACUGUUGGUUGGACUGAUAACACUGGAAAGUGCCUUAGCAACUGCCUGUUAUUGGCACGGUGUAGCAAGAAUAGCAUGCACGCCGUGCCAGACUGAAUAACUCACUGGAACACUGGUACAAAAUGUACUAGAAUAUCUUGCAGCGCACCAUGUAUCAAACUGUUGUUUUCUGUGCCUGCCUAAUAUCCUCUCUGACUCACACAUUGUCUAUGUGGCAGUGGUUUCAGUAUGGGAAGGGUCAAGUAUUGCAAUUAAAUUGUUUGGUAUUGUGGGGCUCAGUGCCUUUUUUGGGUUUGUAUACUUAGAAAAAAAACUGAGAUAUAGGACAGAGGAUUCAAAUUAUGAAGUUAACAUUUGGCUAGCCUAUUGUCCUCUUUCGUAUAAUGUUAACACAAGAUGUUGAGAGACUAUAUUGAUUUGUGUAGUACCGUAGAUAUUCAAUAUAUCACAAUUAGCAAACUGACCUACAAUUCUAAUCACGCAAACAGGCCUGUCAGAAUCACUCUUUGGUGAUUUGAAUUUACUUCAUAAUACAGUCAGCUCAUUGAAAGUAGAUUGUUUUUUUUUUUUUUUUUUUACAAAAUUGAACUACCAUCCCCCAAAAUAGGGGACGUGGAUUCAAAAUUAUGUUUUGUACAUGCUUGCUCCAUGUUUGCAGGCAAGCACCACAACAAUGUUACUAUACAAUGUCAAAAUAGAUACUAAAUAUUGGAAACUGUUGCUUAGAAGUGAGAAAUUCCAAAUUAAACGUCCAUCUUCAUUCAUUUAGGAAUACAGUAAAAUAUGCAUUUACUGUAUUAGCCAAAGCAUGUGCAUUUACUUAAAAAGUGCAUUUAUUUAAAACGCGUGGCCUUCGAGCACUUGCUUUUUCAACUGAUUUUUUUGGAGAGUUGCCUUUGUAGCAUCUCAGUUAACUGAUGGUGAACUUGGACCCGCUUAGACUGUGUUUGCUAGAUUAUUUGUGGUCAACUCCACCUACUCAGGAGAGGACUCAUAAUCCUAUGCCCUUUGAUUACUCAGGACUCACAUUAGCCAUGCAAAUGCCUGGAGCUGCAGUCAAUCACUGUGGAUAUGCUAUACAGUAUGUGACAGCACCCUUAUAUGUGGCUGGAACUGAAGUUAUGGUUUGAAUGAGCUGUUUUGGGGAUAAAUACAAAAUUAAAUAAAACUUUUGCGUAAAAAAAUAUAUAUUUGAAGGAUUCCAGUUAAAAACUAUGGUUUUGAUUGUAUCGGGAUUUUUAAAAAAGGAUUUAUUUAGUCUCACCACUGUGGCCACAUAGACAAUAGUGAGUGUUUGAAUUAAGACCAUAAGUGCUGGCUUUCACAAGUCUGCGAGAAAAAAAAAGAGGAUAUCCUAACUGGACCGUUUUAAAUUGUAGACUUACAGUUUCACUGGAAUGCUAAAUCACUGGAUCAUAAUGAGGUAUCUUACUCAUUAAAAUAACUGGAACUCCUGUUGCCACUGCCUUGUGUAGAUACACUGGAGCGUGUGCUAAUGUGAUAACUGGAUCGCUCUAGUCUGACACUGAUAUGCCGAAAAAACCUGAGGUCGCUGGUAAUGUUUGCGCUAUAAUUUGAACAUCAUUUGAAUUCAAUGUGAGUCACAUUCCCCAAUCCCUUGAUCGUUUUCCAGUUCAAGAGCUUCUAAUGACUAGUUACUGUCCAGCUCUGAACCCAGGAAUGGUGGGGUUUUGACACUGGAGCUACCCUUGGACCCAGCACAGUGGACACCAGCCAGCUGGAGGAGAACUCCAGUCUCAGCCAGUCUGGCUCAACUGACCACUGGACACUGUUACCACUCUCAUGCAGUCUCAGUUUCUCUCUCAUCCCUGCAUAUCCUUACACUGUUAUCUUACAAUGAUGAGUUUCCUUUUUUUUAUAGUUUGGGUUGCUUUGAUAUUUCAUAAUUACUCUGCAUUACUUUGACCAUUUUUUUUUUGUUGAUUUAACUUGUGUUCUGGGUACAUGUCCCGGUGUGUGGGAUGUGGGAUUCAGGUGAUGAAGUAUGUCCGAAAUAGAGUUUGAGACCCGAUUCUCUCAUACAUCAGUGGAUUUCAGCUCGUUGAGGAAUGGACUCGGUUGAGAUGAUUGUCACCACUGGAAAGUAAUGGACUCUACUGGACUCAGUAAACAGAACUGUGAUCUGAUGCAUGACUGGAACCCUGAUAGGCAGCGCUCUACAUCUCAUUACCUGCAUGACUGAGAAAAAAAUGGUAAAGAAAAGAGUGUGGUUAACUGUCUAUAUUACUUAUAAUUUCAUCUCUCUCUAUCCUUCUCUCUCUUUAUUUUUUCUCAGAUGUAGCUUGCUUUGCUACCUCUGGUUCCAUCUUUCAUACAACCAUAUUUCACUCCUUUGUCCUUUGUAUUCCUCACUAAUCAUCCAUAUCUUGUUAUCCUCCAUUUCAGAAAAAAAGCCUGUCUUCAUUCCUCUGUGUUUUACGAUACAGUAUGUCAGCCAUAAUUAUUACUAAUGUUUUUAUUGUUACUACUGUCAUUGUUGAAAUGUCGCUGACACCUUCCGCUGGUGUAACUUCCCAAGACCAACGUGACAGAAAUUUACAAAGAUACAGUGUUGCCACAAGCCUUUAAUCUGAAUGCAACUGGAAGAUGUCCAGUGUAUUCAUCAACAGAAGGUUCCUGGCAGAGAUCAGAAUGAGAAGGCUUUAUGUUAUAGAUGAAUCUUGCGAGCUUAAGUAUCAGAAAGCAAGAAUUUGACCAAGGAAAGCCCUACAUACAGAUGGGUUUGCCACAGUCUGAAAUGGCCCACAAAGCAAAGCCCUAGUCAAUAGUUUUUAAUGAGUAUAUUCUAAAUUUUGGCCCUAUGUUGACGUAGCAUUGUGGAUAUUUUUCUGUUAUUUUGUGAAUAAAUUAGAAGGAUAAUCCUCAGAGAAUGAAAACGAUUAAAUAAAUGCAGGAAAAAUGCAUAUUUACUGAUUUAUUAACUCUGUAACAAAUUCAAACACUAAACUGAUUUAUUAUAUUUCAAAGUGAAUUGAAUAUACUGUGUCCAGUGUUCUACAGUAUUGUAUACAAUUUUAUUGUAACUCAAACAGUAGACCACAUAAGAAUCUUUAAUUGUUUCAUUCUCAGAGUGGGUGUUAAUGUGGAAAUUAAUUAUUCUUUACUUUAAAUGUGAUUAUUUGCAUUUGUAGGUAUGUCUUUUACUCUCCUAUCACCACAUGUAAAGAACUUCUAAAGGAAGGUACAUUUUUGACUAGGUCUGCAUGUUACAUUACAAUGCAUUUCAAUCACUGCAAAGUUUAGUGCACUCGAAGUGAAAUUUCUAUACAAAAAAUCCUACUUUAACCUUGUGUUAAAAUUUUUUUCCUAAAAAAGAAUUGUAGUAAAGAUAAUUAAAAAGACCAAAAACAGUAUGUACUAAAUAUAUGUUUUUAAACAAUGAUUUUUGAAAAGUAACCAAUUAUUUUGUGUGGUAAACACUUGUUUUAUUGAAAAACAUGCCUGUUGUCUUAUUAAAUGUAACACAGCACUUCAAGCUUUUGUAAAUACAAAAAGCACUUACUCGUACCAAGAACAUGAACUGGUCUUAUAUGCUCUCGUUGAAAUGGCCUAAUUUGUAUUGUACUGCUUCAUUUUACAGUAAUCACGUGUCUUAUUGUUUUACUCAUCUUAUUUUACUGUUGUCAUUGUUAUUUUCAGUGGUAUGACUCUGUAACCAUAUAUUAGGCUUCACACUCUACAAAUCAAAAGGAUGACUCAGUUUAAUUCCGACAUUAGUGCAUUUAAACUGAAUAGUAAAUGUGUUUUAAUGAACUGUCCUGAGACAGUUUUUAUCGGCAUUCAAAAGAACAUGUUCAGCCAUACUGCAAGCACGGUUACGGCGUCAACCUUCUGAGGAUGAAAAUAUUUAAUGUACAGCUUUCUUUGUCACUCCAUGUUGCCCACUGCUUCUCUCCUUCGUUCUCCUGCCCUUCCCUUUUCCCUUCCGUGACCCCUGGAGCACUGGCAUGUCCUUUGUUUGUAAUACAAGUUUGUUACUUCGUCUAAAAGCACUACAGUGUUUGUGAUCUCUUUCUCAUGUAGUAGGUAUGUACUUUCCGUGUGGUGUCAAAGGGUACAGGGCUGUAUGUGUGUGUGUGUGUGUGUGUGCGUGUGCAUAUGCGCAUGCGUGUGCGUGAGUGAGCUAAACUGAUAGCUCUUCCAAGGGCAAUGUAUUAGGCACAAAAUCACAGCCUGUCCUAUAAGCCAUAUUGUGUCACACCCUCAGCAUGCCUUUAAAGUUUGAGAAAUAAACAUUGCUUGUUUUUAAAUAAUCUGUGCCCUGUACAACCUAACAUGGCCAUAAAUGAGAUUAAACAUAAAUUGUCCAA
Messenger RNA from Anguilla rostrata (American eel), 8896 nucleotides. RefSeq names its product myelin regulatory factor (gene myrf). The transcript has 27 exons. The record is from RefSeq and is a predicted model, not a curated record. Bases 800 to 3937 code for a protein of 1045 amino acids. Gene Ontology annotation, biological process: central nervous system myelin maintenance; protein autoprocessing; positive regulation of DNA-templated transcription. Lineage: Eukaryota; Metazoa; Chordata; Actinopteri; Anguilliformes; Anguillidae. Gene Ontology annotation, cellular component: endoplasmic reticulum membrane; nucleus. Gene Ontology annotation, molecular function: DNA-binding transcription factor activity; sequence-specific DNA binding.